GUUUUGGCUUGUGACCAAGGAAGAUGGGCACAUGGUUACAGCACGCCAGGAGCCGCGGCUGGUCCUCAUUUCUGUCGGCUGUGAAGAUGGGCACUUGACCUUGGAGGCCCCAGAAAUGAAGAGGAUGUGCGUGCCUGUAAAGCUCCCCAGGAAAAAUCCCGUGCUGAACUGCAGGGUGUUUGGACUAGAUAUCCAGGGCAGGGACUGUGGAGAUCAAGUGGCUCAGUGGAUCACCACUUUCCUGAAUUCAGAGCCAUAUCGACUGGUGCACUUUGAGCCCUCCAUGGUGCCAAGAAAGUCAAAGGACAUCAUAAACCUUUUCCGAACCACAGAUGAG
Messenger RNA from Mesitornis unicolor (brown roatelo), 337 nucleotides. RefSeq names its product mitochondrial amidoxime reducing component 2-like. The transcript has 2 exons. The record is from RefSeq and is a predicted model, not a curated record. NCBI's taxonomy places the organism in Eukaryota, Metazoa, Chordata, Aves, Mesitornithiformes, Mesitornithidae. The annotation marks the transcript as partial.